Carassius gibelio (silver crucian carp) is the source of this 1164-nucleotide messenger RNA. Its product is annotated as lysophospholipase D GDPD3. Gene Ontology annotation, biological process: glycerophospholipid catabolic process. Gene Ontology annotation, cellular component: endoplasmic reticulum membrane. The coding region runs from base 5 to 952 and encodes 315 amino acids. Lineage: Eukaryota; Metazoa; Chordata; Actinopteri; Cypriniformes; Cyprinidae. The transcript is spliced from 10 exons. The record is from RefSeq and is a predicted model, not a curated record. Gene Ontology annotation, molecular function: phosphoric diester hydrolase activity; phosphatidylcholine lysophospholipase A1 activity.
AGUCAUGGAAAGCUUCCUGUACUUCCUGCUCCCAGCAGUAGGGGGCUACGCUCUCGCUUCACUCUUCUUCCUGAAGAACCCUCACAUUCUGCACAAGAAGAAACAGACAGCCUUCUUCUGCACCCACAUCUCUCACAGGGGAGGCAGUGGUGAAAGGAUUGAGAACACGAUGGAGGCCUUUACACACGCUGCUGAAGUGGGCACAGAGAUGCUGGAGUUAGACUGUCACUUGACUAAAGACGGUCAUGUGGUUGUGUCACAUGAUGAAAACCUCCUGCGACAGACUGGGCAAGAUGUCAACAUUUCCUCCUUAAACCUGGAGGAGUUGCCACCUUAUAAUGAGACUCUGGAGGUGACCUUUAAGACAGGCCACUUCAGCACUGGGUCAGAUAGAAACUUGGCACUGUUAGAGGAUGUCUUCCGCAAAUUUCCACACAUAGCUGUAAACAUUGAAGUGAAAGAGAAUAACAGCAUGCUGAUAGAGAAGAUUUCUGAUCUUGUGAAGAAAUACAACAGAGAGGCCAUCUCAGUCUGGGCCUCUGUUGACUCCACCAUCAUGGAAAACUGUCGCAAAACAAACUCCUCCAUGCCCUACAUGUUCACUGUAAAGCGCGGCUUAAAGCUGCUCCUGCUCUACUACACCGGUCUCUUGCCAUUUGUUCCCCUCGGAGAGAGUUUCCUGCAGUUCUACUUGCCACAAAUCAUGAACAGAGAAUUCAUACCUGAUAUGUGGAUUAUGAGAAGCAGACUGGUCGUCUCUUUAAUUCAAAGACUAACAUUGAGGAAAGCGAUGUUCAAGCACCUCAGAGACAGAGGAAUUCAGAUUCAUCUCUUUGUGUGUAAUGUGGAGCAAGAUAUUGAGGCUGCGUUUGCUGCAGGAGCAACAGGAGUCAUGACUGAUUAUCCCAUCCUGUUAUCAAACUAUAUUAGAAGACACACACAAGACACGUGAUCAAACACAGAUACACAAUGUACUGAACCCUUGUCUAGUCAAACACACUCACUGUACAAAUACUGUUUGCCUUUAAACAUACAGCCACGUUUUAUAUUAGCUUAUCAGCACUGGCAUAGUGUUGACAUAAAACUUGUUUUAUGGCAUUCUUCAUGGGACAUUUCUCGAGUAUGAACACACAUGAGAAUAAACAGAACUCGGUUACUCUACAA